This is a messenger RNA of Ctenocephalides felis (cat flea), 2401 nucleotides long. RefSeq names its product focal adhesion kinase 1-like. Gene Ontology annotation, molecular function: protein tyrosine kinase activity; ATP binding. The transcript has 18 exons. The coding region runs from base 254 to 2401 and encodes 715 amino acids. Gene Ontology annotation, biological process: protein phosphorylation. The record is from RefSeq and is a predicted model, not a curated record. Gene Ontology annotation, cellular component: cytoskeleton. NCBI's taxonomy places the organism in Eukaryota, Metazoa, Arthropoda, Insecta, Siphonaptera, Pulicidae.
ACGCGUUGAGGGCUUCCUCAUCUAUCGGAAACCAGCUUACCGAGCAUUUCAAUAUCUGGAAACAAGUUCCCGUGUAGUGAACUCGGAUCAUAAAAACUUACAUUAUGUCAAUGAUGGCAAGGGGUCCGCCUGUUUCGGAAGGGCAGGUCUGAUCUCACCCGCAAAAGAUCGCGCCCACGACAAACGAACUAUCAGCAAAACGAUAGUUCAUGCGGAAGCCAUUUCUGCAGAAAAAUCGCGCUGUAAUAAAACCAUGGCAUCCGAUUCAGCCAAAUCGACGCCCCACGGCUCGCCCGCUCGCAACGGGGCGAGAAGUGAUAAAAGAACUACGAUUAAAGUACACUGUCCAAACGACAAAUUUAAUAUGGUGUGCUUUGAUGAAAUGACCGAUGCUCGUGAUAUCAUAUCCAGGAUAGUGACUGGUAUGCGUCCAGGAACCAGAGCGUUUGCUGGAUGUUACGCGCUCAGGCUUCGAAAUUUAGCAGACGGAGAGGUCGUAUGGCUGUCUCAUGAUGAUUCCAUGACUAAAGUGUUAGAGCGUUGUUCCGGUCCAGGUUCAUGGAGAUGUGAAUUAAGAAUUCGAUAUCUACCCGCUAGUCUAAAAACCAUGCUUGAACGGGAUACUGCGACAUUUCACUACUAUUACGAUCAGGUUAGAAAUGAUUACUUGCAAAACACUCACCCAAAUUUGGAUCAGGAAGUUGCCGUACAGUUAUGUUGUUUGGAAAUUCGACAUGUUUAUAAUAAUCCACAGAUUACGUUGGAUAAAAAAUCGAGUUUAGAUUAUUUGGAAAGAGAGGUUGGUUUGCACAAGUUUUUUCCAAAAGGUGUAUUAGAAAGUUUCAAACCAAAAACCCUACGCAAAAUGAUUCAGUCGCAUUACAAAAAAGUAGCUUCCUUGACUGAAACAGAAGCAAUGCUCAAGUACUUUGAUAUUUUAAGAGGAAAUUUUGAAUUUGAUCAAGAACAUUUUAUUGUAGCAUUAGGAUCUGGUUGGACUAUACCAGUAGAAUUAGUGAUAGGUCCUAAUAUUGAAAUUUCAUAUAUAACACAUCGUGGAGCAUUACCAAAUAAAAUAGCCGAUUUUGCCCUGGUAAAAAGUAUUCGAACCAUAGGUCCGGAUUGCACUAAAUCUGAUAGCAAAGGAAAAGCUGCUAUUAGACUGACAGUGAAAGGCACUGAAGAACCUUUAACAAUAUCUUGUCACACACUUGAGACGGCAGAGAGUAUUGCGGAUUUAAUAGAUGGUUAUUGUCAACUUGUUAAUGGAAAUCAAAUAUCACUUUGGACAAAAUCCGAGGAAGUACAGCAAAUUGCGGAACAGCAACAGCCUGACACAGCAGCAGCUCAUUCUGGUACAAAUAAUAUCAAACCCAUGUUAGCAGAAGAUUAUGCUGAUGUGCCAGAUGAAGAAGGGGAUUAUUCUACACCAUCAACACAAGAUUAUAAACUAGAAAGAUCACAAAUAACAUUAUUAGAAAUAAUUGGCGAGGGUCAAUUCGGCGAUGUUCAUAAAGGUGUGUGUACACCAAAAAUGAUUGCAGGAUUGCCUUUAUGCCCUCAAGAAGUAGCUGUGAAGACUUGCAAAACUGAUAACGAUCCAGAGAAAGCUGAAAAGUUCCUAGAAGAAGCGUAUAUAAUGCAGAAGUUCGAGCAUCCGCAUAUCAUAAAAUUAAUCGGAGUGUGUGACGAACCUCCAAUUUGGAUCGUUAUGGAGUUAGCUAAAUUUGGUGAACUAAGGGCAUAUUUGCAACAGAAUAAGCAUAGAAUGGAAUUAGGCACUCUUCUUUUAUACACAUAUCAGUUAUCAACAGCAUUAAGUUAUUUGGAAAGUAAAAAAUUCGUUCACAGAGAUAUUGCUGCACGAAAUGUUCUAGUUAGCGCUCAUACUUGUGUUAAGUUAGCAGAUUUUGGAUUAUCACGUGAAGUUCUAAGUUAUUAUGAAGCUUCAAGAGGAAAAUUGCCUAUCAAGUGGAUGGCGCCAGAAUCAAUAAAUUUUAGGAGAUUUACUACUGCCAGUGAUGUUUGGAUGUUUGGUGUAUGUAUGUGGGAGAUUUUAAUGCUUGGAGUGAAACCAUUUCAAGGAGUUCGCAAUAAUGAUGUUAUAGGAAAGCUAGAUAAUGGAGAACGUUUAGCACUGCCACAAUUGUGCCCCCCUAGACUUUAUAGCCUUAUGAGUCAAUGCUGGAGCUAUGAGCCUUCUAAACGACCUACAUUUAAACAUAUUAAAGAAGUCUUGAAUGAGAUUUUGAUGGAAGAAAAACAUAGCGCGAACGAAACAAUGCGUCGCGAAAAUCGUCGUGUGGCUGCUAUGUCUUGGAGUGGUGCAUCUGGAGAACAAGAUGUGGCUCCACCGAAACCAGCCAGACCCAAUCUCAUAAAAUGGGAUUAUUUAGAUUAA